GUGGUAAAUGCAAGUUUAGUUGCAACAUUUUAAAAGACAUGUGGACAGAUUUGAGUGAGUGAAGGGAUAAUAUCUCUGAACAGACUUCUGGAUAUCUAGAAAACAAUUUAAAGAAUGACGAAGGUCACAAAAGAACUGUUGCUUCAAAAAGGAACCCCAAAAUGCUCCAAUUUGGGUCAAAUCAAGAAAAUCAAUCUUUCCAACUUGAAUUUGAAAACCAGUGAUUUAGAUCCAAAGUUAUUUUCCCAGCUACGGACAUUAGAGGAACUUGAUGUGUCUGGAAAUCUGCUGACAGAAAUUCCAAACAAUCUGGGACUUACCAACUUGAGACUUCUCAACUGUGCCAAUAAUGAUAUGGAACAAAUUACAACACUGAACCAGUUUAAGAAUCUUGAGGAUCUCAAUUGUGAAGAUAACUUGUACUUAACAAUCUGUGACAUUUACAAGGUAAUGUACCUGCUGCCCAAUCUUCGACAACUCAAUGGUAAAGAUAUAACAUCCACUGCAAAUCAUCUGAAGUUCAUCAACAGCCAGAAGCUAAUGUCUCAAGUAACUAAUUUUUGGGAGAAAAAUUACAAGAUCCGGUUCUUUGAACUCCUCCCAACAGCUGCUGAGAUCAAUGCUAUUAAAAAAGACUUUGUGAAAUGUGCAAUUGCUGAAAUAAAAUAUGGUCCGAACUCUCUGAAAGAAUUCACAAAGUGGAGAGUGGAAAUGAUAGCUAGAGAAUUUGUGAACUCCUUACUCCAGCAAGAUAAGCAGGGAUCCUCUGCAGAAGAAAGUGAAGAUGAGGAUGGAAAGAAAGCAAAUCACACUGAUGUCCUAAAAAGGUCUAGUAGAAAAAAUUUGCUGAGUUCUCAGCCCUCCAUUGCAAUAUCUUCAACCAGAAGCACCAGGCUUUUUACUGCACAUGGUACGACUAAGAGCGGAAAGCAAGUCACUUCUGAAAUUUCAAAGAAUGACACUGAAGACGUUUCCAGUAAAAGUAUGAAAAUUCAGCUUGGAAAAGAAAGACAAACAGCUCAGAUGGCUAAGUGUUGCAACAAAGCUGGUAGAGAUGACAUGAAAAUGGAACCCAGGGCUACAAAGAGGAAUUGUUCAGAAACACCAGUUGUCAGUAAAAGUAUUCUAAGAAAGAAAUCAAAAUACAAGAACACUCUAGUCCUAGAGCCUCUACAUUUUCUACAGAGCCACAGCAGGGAUAAUAAUCCCAAGGAUUUAAGUACUCAGCUUUGGGCCUGUGCUUUUGAACCAGAAAUAAAGAAUUCUCAGAUUCCAGGGCUGGAGUCAUCUCGGUCUGUUGCUACUUGUGGAGGGGAUUCAGUUUGCAUCAUUGACUGUGAAACUGGAAUUGUCCGUCAUAAGUAUAAGUCAGUUGGAGAAGAAUUCUUUUCCCUUGCUUGGACAACCUUAACUGUGUUUGAUAAGAAUCAGAAAAGAAACCUCAAUGUGUUAGCUAUAGGUGGAAAGAUGGGUGCUGUAAAGCUGAUUCAUGUAAAAGUGAGUUACUGCUAUGGAAUGAUAAAGGCUCACAAAAAAGCUAUCUCAACUCUCUGCUUUUCUCCAAAACAUGAGACGUUUCUCUUCACUGGAUCCUAUGAUAAAACCAUCAUCUUGUGGGAUAUUGGUGUUCCAGAUUGUGAUUAUAACUUCAGAGUGAGUCGGUUGCUGGUUUUGAAAGUUUGUUCAACCCCUUUGAAGAUGAGUGUUGUUCCAACCUGCCCUGAUCAAUACCUUGUGGCUGCUUGCGAAGGCGGAUGCUUUGCCUGGGAUAUCUCACUAACUAACUAUGAGAGCAAAAGAAAUAUUAAGAUGGAAUUUCUGUUCCCAGUCUACACUAAAGAAGGUGGCAAAUCUAAUUCUCGUAUUGUUGAUUCUUUGGCAUUCUGCAAUGAUCUUGUAGCUUCCAAAAGUUUUAUGCAAGGCUCUAUAUACUUGUGGAGCUGGAGUCAAACUUUAAAAAGAUGGAACAAACGUCAAACAAAGGUACAUGCAGUAAUUCUGAGAGAGAUGGAAUGGUCAAAUACAGAAGAAGUUUACAUCGCUCUCACUGCUUCUCCAGUUGAAAACUAUGUCCUGUGUGGCGAUGAGAAAGGAGACAUUUGGAUGUACGAGCUCGAGGGGGUCACCAAUGAAGAAAUGACUUCCGGCAAGAAGACUCCACCAACACAGAUUCUCAAGUGGCCAGCCAUAAAAGCACAAGGGGAAAUAAUUGAAGGAACAUUGAUAAAUAAUGUAAGCACGGACCCAGAAUUUAAUUACCUUGUAGCAGUGACCGACAAAAACAUCGUUGUUAUUUGGAAAAGAACAUAAAGUUUUCAGCAAGGAAGCAGAACAACUAAAUGUCCAGAAUCAAAAUUUGCAGCUAUCUUGACUUCAAGUGGAACUGAACGAUGCUGUAAUAGCACUCUAGUUUUGUAUUCAAAAUAAUGGUGUUUUAUGUAAGAAUUAUGAAUUUCUUCUGAGUAAGAAAUGUGCGUACUGAAGAAGAUGGACAAGAUCGAGGAGUCAUUGAGCCAAUGUAAUAAAUACUAGUCAAAUACUUGCAGUGCUGCUUAUGGUUAAGUUAAAGGCUAGACUGAAUAAUUGCAAAUUGAAUUGUAUGCAAGUCAACACAUCAUGACCACAUAUUUGUACUUUUGUAGACAUGUAUACAGUAGUUUAUAAAACCUAAAGUCAGAACACAAUAUUUAAUGUCAUAUAAUGCACAAAACAUAAUUUUCAGCAGAAGGGGUAUUUCUAGGACGGGAGAGAAAAGCUAAUUCAGAAAAAUUGUGAAGAAGGUGAUGCUGAUGGGGAAAUUGCUGAAGUUGAUGGGACCAGUCUGGCUACCUUUUUAAACUUCUUGAAAAACAUUGAGGAAAGAUUGAACUGAUGCCUUUUCCUUUUCUUGUUUCCUGAUAGCACAGCAGACACUCUCAACUCUAUGGACCUUGGUAUUUUGAUAUUCUUGGGUAUUUUUCUUCAAAUUACUCAUUCCUACUUUAAAGAGUCUGAAACCAUCUGCCAAUUGUUUGGAUGUGAAUCACUUAGUGUCAGGAAUCUCUGCUUCCUCUUCUUCAUCUACGAUCAUCUGGUGUUUCAGUUCCAUCAGGUUUUCAUUACUUAUUCACCUCUUAUGAGUGGGAUUCAAGCAACUCCUGAAUAUUAUCAACAACGAUAUCAAACUCCAGGUGAUUGCCAAGUUCGACCACUUUGUUUGCCACUGCCUCAAUAGUUUCUUCAAAACCUUAGAAGCCAUUAAUAAUGAGGGCAAAGUUUUUUCCUGAUACCAUUCGUAUCGAUUUGCCUUACGUUCAUCCCAUGCCUUUGAAAUGUUCUUUAAUACUUGGUAGAUGUAAGACUUCUAAAAUUUGUUUUGUUUUUUAACCUCCUUUGUCUAUUGCUGUAAUGGCUUGUGAAAAUGUCCUACGGUGGUAGUAGGCUUCAAAGGACACAAUGACACUCUGAUCCAUAGGUUUAAGUAUGGAGGUUGUCUUGGGUAGCAAGUACACAAACUUAAUGUUGGAAUGAAAAUCAUCCAGAUAUGCAGGAUGUCAAGGAGCAUUAUUUAGGAUUAGUAAAGUCUUGAAGGGCAGUUUCUUACAGGCACAGUACAAAUCUACCUUAGGUACAAAAUAAUGCCAGAACUGGACCUCAAAAGGCUCAAUGCCACCCAAGCCUUUUUAUUGGACUUCCAUAUGAUUGGAAAUGAUGUCCUCCAGGUUCCCUCGAAACCCCUAGGAUUUUCAGCAUAGUGCAUAAGCACUAUGUACCUUCGCAUCUUCCAAAACAGCUCCGUCUCAUCAAUGUUGAAACCUGUUCAGCACUGUAACUGUGCCCCCUCUAAUUAUUUCAGCCAGCAUAUCAGGAAAUUUGCCGACCGCAUUAUGAUCAGCACCAGCAGCUUUCCCUUGUAAUUUAAUGUUGUGCAAAUUUGCCUUCCUUUUAAAUCUGUUUAACCAACCUUGCCUAGUGAUGAAAUUGCUUUCUCUUGAAUGACCUUUAGGUUAACCAGCAUACAACAAUGAUGCUGAUCCUCAAGCCAAACAAUUAACAGUUUUUUCAUUUCUACAAUUAAUCUACUCCUUUGUUUAGUAAUUACUAUUGUACUGAGCCCUUCACAUGUUCCAGAAUGUACGCUUUAUCUUUUAAAAUAGUUCCAACUGUUGAAUGGCUAAGGCCUAAUUCUUUUCCAAUGUUCAUCAGCAUCUUUGCCUUUUUCAGAUCACUUGAGUAUUGUCUACUUUUGCCUCCCAUGUGAUGGUUUUACAUUUCUUUGCACUAUCAGCACUGGUAUCAUGUGCAUUGGAACUGUAUGAUAACUACAGUACUGUAACAUAGCAACACUUUGAAGACUUGUAUGAAGUAGUGUAAAUCUCCAGAGAUGCAUUGUUUCUCCAUUCUUCCAUUGGGAAGUAUAAAUGAAUGUUCAGAUUGUUGGAUCCUUAAAAUAAGUAGUAUCUUAUGGGAUCGUAUUCGUAAGUUAGAUGUUUAUAAAUUGGAGUCGGCAAGUGUAUUACUGCUAGUAUGUUACAUGUGGCUUAUCAUGUUUCUUUAAGGCCUACAGCAUGUUAUUUAUAUUCUAGCUGCUCCUCAAGUUAAUUCAGAAUCAGACGCUGACUUGAAAUUUUUAUACUCCAUCAUAGCCUCCCUUCCUAACACUGAAUUUUUAAAACCAAUCUAAAGCUACUUCUUGUUGCUGAAAAAAUUUUGUCUGUGUUAGAAAUUGUUGGCUUUCAUUGUUUCUUUUAAAUGUACUUUUUAACCACAUAUAUUUGCAUGUAUGACAUGAAAUGUGAUGGAUGCAACUUGUGGCACAGUGGUAGUGUCCCUACCCGUGGACCGAGAGACCAGGUUCAAGUGUCACCUGUUCCAGAGAUGUGUAAUAACAACCCGGAACAGGUUGAUUUAGAAAAAUAGGUUAAAUUUUUAAGUUUUAAAAAUUAAAUGUGGAAAACUAGUCAUUGGAAUUUAAAAUUACAAGUGCAUUCACAGUCUACAUUUCCUUCACUAAACAACACAAAGUUUGAUCUGAGGCUUUACUUAACAGAUGUGGUUCAAAAGAGACUGUACAUGACCUUCUAAAGUAAUAUAGACCUGACCACCAUGAGCAGUCAUGCAAGAUUGCAAUUCAGUAGCCAAAAAAAAACUGGUAUGUGAAAGAAUACAGAUACUGUUCCUCUGAAAUUGAUUUGAACUUUUGUAGCUUGGUGUUUACUACAUUAUAAUGUAGUUAUAGUGAAACAAAAUAGUCAAUAUUGGAAUGUUCUGAGGAUGGGUCACUGGACCCAAAACGUUAACUCUGAUUUUGUUUUUCUUCCACAGAUGCUGCCAGACCUGCUGAGCUUUUCCAGCAACUUCUGUUUUUGUUCCUGAUUUACAGCCUCCGUAGUUUUUUCGGUUUUUAUUUGGAAUGACCACAAUCUGUUAGCUAUGUAAUGAAUAAAUCAUCAGUGUUAAUCAUGGAUAUGUGCUAGUUACUUCAAUUUUAUUUUGUUUCUUCAAGGUUUUACUCUCUAAACAAUGCUAUAUGUAGAUUGGUUCAUUUAGGAGAACUGUAAACCUUACUCCUGCUCCCACCCUGAUGUGACUGUUUUAAUAAAUACCUGCUUAUGUCUUCCUUA
Messenger RNA from Rhincodon typus (whale shark), 5603 nucleotides. It is a transcript of the gene lrwd1, whose product is annotated as leucine-rich repeats and WD repeat domain containing 1. The record is from RefSeq and is a predicted model, not a curated record. The transcript is spliced from 16 exons. Gene Ontology annotation, biological process: establishment of protein localization to chromatin; chromatin organization. Gene Ontology annotation, molecular function: protein binding; chromatin binding. NCBI's taxonomy places the organism in Eukaryota, Metazoa, Chordata, Chondrichthyes, Orectolobiformes, Rhincodontidae. Gene Ontology annotation, cellular component: nuclear origin of replication recognition complex. The coding region runs from base 115 to 2310 and encodes 731 amino acids.